CACCGCUUGCUUGCCUUCUAGGCAGAUUCGCUUUCCAGCUCCGGGACAGGGAAGGGACUAGUGUUUCCCACCGGUCCCGCUGCCUUCCCCUGAGCCCCCCGGGAGGUACCGAUGCGGAGCUUGCCCGCCGGGUCCAGCCGGCGCCGGCCUCCUCGGGAGCGACCCCAGCCUGCUCCCGGUGGCCCGGGGCCGGGCGAGCUCCGGCCGCCUCCUGCCAGCCCCGGCAGCGGCGGCCGGGCUCCCUCUGGGCGGCAGGAGGUGAAUGGCAAGCGCCGGCAUCUCCCUCCCACACCCCAGCGUCGGUCUCGCCUUCUCCAGCAGCAGCAGCAGCAGCGGGUCACCUCUGCGCGGCUGAGCCGAGCCGAGCCGAGCCGAGCCGCGCUCCGCUGGCCGCAGGGCUCCCGGGGAGGCGGCUGGCGGCCACCGUGGCUACCUGCGGGGCCGCCGCCGGCUCGCGGUGACAUUGGGAGGGGACGGCAGCGCUGGGGGCGGCAGGAGCGCCGUGCCCGGAGCCAGCCGCACCUCUCCCUCCCUCCCGGGCGGGAUCCGGCUGCCCGAGCCCUUCAUUUCCUCUGGCCGGCCGCCGCGCUGCUGGAGGCUCCGGACUAUAAAUAGCCGCCGAGCGCCUCCCGCACACGGAGGGCAAAGUGCCGCCCGCCGCUGGACAGGUUGCCUUUGCAGAUCUCUGAAACCUUCUUUGGAAUGCAGUCCCUGAAUGUAGGUCAGCCAAGAGUUUUCUUCCCUGCUGAUCAGCUGUCAAUGAUUUUCAAGAACCAAGGGCAAGAUGGUGCUGACUGAAAGGAAAUCUGCUUUUUCUAAUGAAAAAUAAGGAGUUGAGGCCACUCAUCUUCUGCAAUGAACAAGCACUAAGUGUGGAAUUGCCCUUUUUCUUACCCUGUCUGAUACUAUGGACAUGAUUCUGUAAUUGCCUGAAAAUAGCACUGGCCUGGAAAGAAUUGGGGAAUAGUGUGCAGCUUGAGAUGCUCACCUGUUAACAGAUUCUACGAAGACAUUAUCUGGCACAGUAGCAGCAGUUGAUGGAACUGCUCCUUCAGCAGCAGAGAUUCCCAAAUGUGCACUGAAUAGACUGCUAAAUCAUGCUCUGACAGCAUUCAUGACUACUGGAUACUUAGAAAAUUUUGUUUUGUUGGUAGGAACAUGAAUGGAGCUGGUUAAUGUAAGACAUAAGGCAAGAGGAUCAGUAAGGGUCAGGGAAAAAAGGUGCCUAGAGACAACAGCAGCUUGAAAAGUGGUGAAUAUGAAAUAAAAUAUCUUUGUUUUCUGAAGGUGGAAUUGGAAUAAAUGUGCAAUUAUGUCUCAAAGGUGCUUUUGCAAACUGUACAUCAUGUGCUUGUACCUUCCAUGGCUCUUUUCCCUCACUGGUAGCAGAGCACCUUCCGUCACCUGUAAUAGCAUUGCCUCCUGCAUACUGACUUCUCUCAGGAAAAGUGAGUGACCGUUUCUACUUAAGAAACUGCAGAAAUUGCAGCUGGGUUGGGUCUGAUUUGGUGUAAGAGUCAUAUUCUCUGCAUCAGUUUGACUAUGCUGUCCCCAGUCUGAUAUUCAGAACUUUAGAACAGUGACUGAUGUAAUUAUUUCUUCAUUGUAGCAUUCAUUUAGGCCAGUCUUAAAAAAAAAAAAAAAAGGGAAUUAUGGCAGGUACUGUAUAUUGUUGUGUCUCAAUUUCUUCCUGAUUUCUCUAAGUGAGAGCUGGAAAUGCAGUUUGCCCUGUAUGGUAUGGAGUUGCUUUGAUUAAAUGAGGAAGAGAUGCUUAUAAAGUAUUUAUAAGAUUCCAGACCAUUCCAGAACCCUGUGUCCAAGGUGCCUGAAGAGCUCCAAAGGGAAUGUGCUCUCUAUGUGGAAAACACUUGGCACUAUAUGCAGCAUUGGACUGAUGAUCCUUUUUUUCAGAUACCAGGGUUGAAUGUUUCCUAAACACUCCAAACUGGAUUUUUGUACCUUGGUACAUAAAUUAUGUAACCCUUUUUUUGGGCUUCAUUCAUGUCAAAUUGUUGCAGGAAUACUAUGUUUCAACUUUUUUUUUAGUCUAGCUGUCUCAUCUUGGUUUUAAGGUAGUUAGGUUUAGUCAGGCCUUUUGUUUCUUUCAGUUUCUUUCUUUUAACCUCUGUUAGUUUUUUCCCUGUUUCUUGAGGGAGAUGUAGUUCUUUCUUCCAGUUAUGUAUGAAACCCCCAGUUCUCCAUCUGCCUCCUACUUUUAUUUUUCCUUUAGCUUUUUGUAUUUUGUUCAGUUUUUCCAUUUUCAUCCCAACACCCUUUCUGCAUUAGCAGUAAUAAUUUCUCAUUUUAUAGUGGUGUUUUUUCUUGUCUUUCUUGUGAUCCAUGUUUUAGAGGCUGCAUAAUGUCAGUGUUACCAGGCAUAUCAAUAUUAUGUUGCAUUUUCAAGAAGCCAUUAAACCCGACAUGUUUUGUGACUCCUACUCUUGUAUGUUAUAAUUAACCCCAACUAUUAAUCAAGACAGAAAAACUAGUAACUAAUAUAAUGAACUAAUUCUGUGCCAUAUUAUUAAAGUAAGUUAUUAUUUACUUUAUGUGGGAAAUAUUUUAUGUAUGCUAGAAAGGAUGUUGUAAGGAUGGAAACAUUAAAAUGGUUCAGUUAACAAA
Molecule: messenger RNA, 2622 nt
Organism: Passer domesticus (house sparrow)
Lineage: Eukaryota; Metazoa; Chordata; Aves; Passeriformes; Passeridae
Exons: 5
Coding region: 112-615 (167 amino acids)
Source: RefSeq, a predicted model, not a curated record